ACAAUGAUCCAAAUAGAGUUACCUGGCCCAUAUGGGAACAUCUCUUCCUACAACUACUACUGCUAAUAUUGUCAAAGGACAUAGCGUUGUGAUCACUCAUCAAAAGUUUGAUUCUGUUGGCAGUUUCCUGGUAUGGAACUAGAGUCAGUUAAUGACAGAAAAGCUGAAGUUCAAGCGUUUGAUGAUUCAAAAACGGGUGUAAAAGGUGUCUUAGAUUCUGGGGUGACAAAGAUUCCACCUAUGUUCCAUGUAAAAUCAGACCCCACUCCAACCUCACCAGCUGACACCAACUUCAGCACAUCCCAAUUCCCAAUCAUUGAUCUUGUGGACAUAAGCAAGAACACAACUCAGCGUGUUGAAGUAGUUGGCCAGAUCAGGAGUGCAUCUCAGAAGUGGGGUUUUUUCCAAGUGAUCAAUCAUGGCAUUCCUGUUGAGGUUUUGGAUGAGAUGAUCAGUGGAAUCCGCAGGUUUCAUGAGCAAGAUGCUGAGGCAAGGAAACCCUUUUACUCCAGAGAUAGCACUAAGAAAGUCAGGUACUUUUCUAAUGGGAAACUCUUCAGAGAGAUGGCUGGUACUUGGAGGGACACACUUGCUUUUUCUGUGAAUCCCGAUCCUCCAAACCCACAAGAUAUGCCAGCAGUUUGUAGAGAUAUUGUGGCUGAAUAUGCAAAACAAGUAAAAGCAUUGGGUAUCACAAUCUUUGAGCUACUGUCAGAGGCUCUUGGACUUAAUCCUUCUUACCUUAAAGAAAUGGACUGCGCUGAAGCACUUCAUGUUAUGGGUCAAUACUAUCCACAAUGCCCUGAACCUGAAUUAACUCUGGGUAUUUCAAAGCACACUGAUUGUACCUUCAUAACAAUACUUUUGCAAGAUCAGAUAGGUGGUCUUCAAAUUCUUCAUGAUAAUCAUUGGGUUAAUGUUCCUCCGGUGCAAGGAGCUCUAGUUGUAAACAUCGGAGAUAUUCUACAGGUAAUUUCUGAAAUUUUCAACUAUUUUUUCUACAAAAGAUAAAUAUGUUCUUGAAAU
This is a messenger RNA of Cajanus cajan (pigeon pea), 1026 nucleotides long. RefSeq names its product 1-aminocyclopropane-1-carboxylate oxidase homolog 1. Lineage: Eukaryota; Viridiplantae; Streptophyta; Magnoliopsida; Fabales; Fabaceae. The record is from RefSeq and is a predicted model, not a curated record.